CCAAAAGUACAAGGGGAACAUGACUACACAGGAAGCUGCCGUGUUCACUGACAACGAUGAGGAUUUGCGGCCUCGCCAACAGAGUCUCGGGGGCGUUCUUCGCCGUGAAGGCAAUUGGAAGUGCUUCCUCCUGACUCUCAUGAUCGCUGGGUGCCUUGGUUCCGUCGUGUGGUGCAACACUGCUGAAAUAGACAGACAACUUAUUGAUCUUACAAAGUACCCAAUAAAACAGACGAUACGGGAAUCACCAUGCGAUGUAGGCUACGCGUACAUACCUAUCGCUUUCGUUCUACUUCUAUACCUGGUCUAUUUAGUAGAGUGCUACCAUAGUACAGCUAGAAUACAACUGGCCAGGCGUGUGGAUGUUGGUGCUGUGUCAACCAGAGUAGACGCAAUGAGGACUGCGUCACCUCGUGUUUGGUGGAAGGCUAUUUGCUACCACUACGUGAGAAGAAAGCGGCAAGUUACAAGGUAUAGGAAUGGGGACGCCUAUACAACUACACAGGUAUAUUACGAACGAGUGAACACGCACAGUGCUAGUACAUCAUUCGCACAUGCUUGUUGUGGACAACGGGACGCAUCGCGAAACUUGGUUUUGGACACGAAGACCCCUAUCACCAAAGUGAGGUUUAGCAAAGGAUUCGCUUUUGCAAACAUUGAAGCAGCUAGUGAAUUCGAAGAUCAAAGGUCAAGAUUCUUCGCGGAACAUGAAAGGUUUGAUGAUUUUAUGGAAAUGCGUGAGGGUUUAGAUUUAAUUGGAGUCAAUUCGUUCAAGGAGUAUAUGGUAGCUUAUAGGGAUACCGAUCGAUGUCCGUGGUAUUCCUCCCAACUACUAUUCUGGAGCUUGUCUUGUCUUCUCCUAUCCUGGCCCCUUAGGAUCGUGAUAGAAUGUAACACGGCGUAUGUGCAUUAUACGAUAACGAAGAUAUUCGGCACAAAUUACGAGCUGGACCCGAGUAGACAACUAGACUUAGACACGCAUCUCUCAGACACUAUGCCCCCAGUGCCAGCAACUAAUUACGCUUGGGCUCUUGCAGACGAGCAGAGCGCAAUUCUUUGUUCGGUCCCAAGACCACCAAGAACCCUUCCCCUUUCCCACGCCUCGACUGUUGAUAGCCUAGAACUCUUCGCAGCAAUCCGAGGUAAUUGUGCUAUUGUUCCAUCUUACUCAGAAGCCAUGCGUAUAGAUGCAGCCUUACGAGAGGAACCUGCUGAUAACGCUUCGAACCCUGGAGUUCUUAUAGACAUAGAAUCUGGGAGACCGAGACCAGCUAUCAAAGCUGCAUCCUUCGAUGAACCUCCUCGACGGCCCAAAGCAACUAUAACUGGUACGCACUCUAGCCACAAUAUUGCUGAUAUUAAUCAAGCCAAGCAGCUGAAUCGAAGGUCGUGGGCGGGAGUAAUUACUUCGGCUAGGAGUGCAAGACAGAUCAUAGACGAUUUAGCUAGUAACGUCAAUUAUGAGCAAAUACCAGAAACAGCACCUAGACAAAGGGAAAACGCUGUCUAUUACUCCAGGGAGCUGUCCCCUAUUUCGUCUAGAGAUCCCUUUGGUGGUCGAGAACAAACUACUCCUACGGAUGAACCUCCGUCAUAUGAAGAAGCAUUAAAACUGCCAGCCCUGCGUAAGUUAACCAGAUCUAUAACCGGAACUGACUUAGCUGGCCCCAGAAGAGCAUUCUUGAGGGACGUUCUUUCGAAUAGACGGUCAUGUCUGGAAGGUGUAGGAGUCCUAGCGGGAGCCAAAGUAGUUAGGUUACCGUGUAGCGAAUCCGGUGAGGAAACUCAUCUAUAAAAGCGAAUUUAUAGCUUCUGAUGCUAUACAAAGUAAAACAAAUUAUUAUGAGGAGCUUACAUUAGCAGUGGAAUUGAGGAUACAUAAAAUUAUUGUUACUUUUCUGCCAUUAGAAGUAACGUUGAUGUAUAAAUGUAAAUAUAUUUUAGCUUAACGCUUGUAAUAAUUG
This is a messenger RNA of Pieris brassicae (large cabbage white), 1964 nucleotides long. Its product is annotated as transmembrane protein 151B-like. Bases 20 to 1795 code for a protein of 591 amino acids. The transcript is spliced from 8 exons. Lineage: Eukaryota; Metazoa; Arthropoda; Insecta; Lepidoptera; Pieridae. The record is from RefSeq and is a predicted model, not a curated record.